Messenger RNA from Podarcis muralis (Common wall lizard), 4828 nucleotides. It is a transcript of the gene CDHR1, whose product is annotated as cadherin related family member 1. NCBI's taxonomy places the organism in Eukaryota, Metazoa, Chordata, Lepidosauria, Squamata, Lacertidae. Gene Ontology annotation, biological process: homophilic cell-cell adhesion; cell migration; multicellular organism development. The record is from RefSeq and is a predicted model, not a curated record. Gene Ontology annotation, cellular component: cell-cell junction; catenin complex; plasma membrane. Gene Ontology annotation, molecular function: cadherin binding; calcium ion binding; beta-catenin binding.
AAUUCCUCGGAAAUUAAGACGCGUCAUCCACUUAACAUCUUAACAUCUGCUCCUGCCUCUCCCCGCUGCACGGGGCUGAAGGACAGCUUACUGCCAGGUCUUUGGGGCCAUAUUUCCACCCACCUGCCCCCAAACUCAGAAGAUACUGACCCUUGCUUUGGGGGGAUGAAGCAUCUAUGGCAGCUGCCCCCAUCUUUGUUCCUCAAUUUGAUACAUGUUUGCCUGGCUCAGGCGAAUUACGCUCCCUAUUUCUUCGACAAUGGAGCUAGCAGCACUAACGGGAACAUGGCACUUCUCAGCCUUGCGGAAGACACAGCUGUCGGUACACACGUGUACACAUUAAAUGGGACAGAUCCCGAAGGGGAUCCGGUAACCUAUGGCAUGACCUUUGAAUCUGGGUCAAGAAAGUACUUUGCUAUUGAUGAAAACUAUGGAAAUGUUACACUGAUUGAAGAGCUGGACCGUGAGAGGGAAGAUGAGGUUGAAGUUGUCGUCAGCAUCUCAGAUGGCUUAAGUAUGGUGGCUGAGAAAGUCAGGAUCCUUGUAACAGAUGCUAAUGACGAGAGCCCAGAAUUUACCAACACACCAUACAUAGCCCAAGUCCUGGAGAACACCCCUUCAGGAAGCAGCAUCUUGAAAAUUGAAGCCAUAGACAGAGACACCGGUUCAGGGGGGAGCAUAACCUACUUUCUGCAGAACAUCCAUACAAAUAAGUUUACUAUAGAUCGCCACAGUGGUGUCCUUCGCAUCAAAACCGGGAUCACUCUUGAUUAUGAAAAAUCCAGAACUUAUUUUGUUACUGUGGUGGCAAAGGAUGGCGGCGGCAAGCUCCGUGGCAACAACAAGGUGUUCUCAGCCACAACCACUGUCACAAUCAAUGUGGAAGAUGUUCAGGACACACCGAUGUUUGUCGGCACUCCCUACUAUGGAUAUGUCUAUGAGGACACUCUGGCCGGUUCUGAGGUAAUAACGGUCGUUGCUAUUGAUGGGGACCGAGGGAAGCCUAAUGACAUUCAUUACCGUCUUUUGAAUGGAAGUGAAGGCUCGUUUGAAAUAAAUAACGCAACUGGAGCCAUUUCUGUUAUUAAAAGCCCAAAUCAGCUGAAGAAAGAAGUAUAUGAACUGAAAAUUCAGGCUUCCGAAAUCAGCCCGGAGGGUGAGGCGACUGCUCACGCCUUUGCCACGGCAACCAUACGAGUUGUGGACCUCAACAACCACCCGCCGACGUUCUACGGAGAAAACGGGCCACAGAACCGAUUUGAACUCACAAUGUACGAGCAUCCGCCGGAGGGCGAGAUUCUGAGAGGCCUCAAAAUUACCGUCAAUGAUUCAGAUCAGGGGGCGAAUGCGAAAUUCAACCUCCGGCUUGUCGGGCCAGGCGGCAUUUUCCGCGUUGUCCCUCAGACUGUGCUGAAUGAAGCGCAGGUCACAAUCAUUGUAGAAAACUCAGCUGCCAUAGACUACGAAAAGUUCCAGGUCUUCACCUUCAAGCUUCUUGCAAUAGAAGUUAACACACCUGAGAAGUUCAGUUCAACGGCAGAUAUUGUGAUCCGUCUCUUGGAUACGAAUGAUAAUGUCCCGAAGUUUUCAUCUGAUUACUACAUCGCGAGGAUCCCAGAGAAUUCUCCUGGCGGCUCCAAUGUUGUGGCUGUAACGGCAACAGACCCUGAUUCAGGACUUUGGGGUGAAAUGAAAUACUCCAUUUAUGGAACUGGUGCAGAUCUAUUUCUCAUCCAUCCAUCCACUGGAAUCAUUUACACCCAGCCAUGGGCCACGUUAGAUGCAGAAGUUACAUCCAAGUACAACUUCUAUGUGAAGGCAGAAGAUACAGAGGGGAAGUAUAGCUUGGCUGAAGUCUUCAUUACUGUGCUUGACGUCAACGAUCACUCCCCAGAGUUCAAUGAGAACAUCCAGGAAAAAACCAUGAUUAUAGGCACUCCCGUGAAAGUGGAGGCAAUAGACCAAGAUGCGGAAGAACCCAAUAACAUAGUUGACUAUUCUAUUAUGCAAGCAGAUCCUGCCAAUGUGUUUGAUAUAGACCAAAGCACCGGAGAAAUAAAACUGAAAUCCUACAUAAGAUCCUUGGACAUAAUUCACAACAUCACCAACAACAAAGACUGCAUAUGGUCGGUGGUAGUUCAAGCCAAAGAUCGGGGCUCUCCUUCAUUUAGCACCACCGCUGUCCUGAAGAUUGAUAUCACAGAAGAGACUCUUCACAAAGGGCCUAUGGCUGCCUUUUUGAUGCAAACAAAAGAUAACCCCAUGAAAGCCUUAGGAGUGCUAGCUGGUGUCAUGGGGGUGAUGGUGGCGAUCACCAUCUUAAUCUCCACCGCCAUGUUCUGGCGCAAUAAGAGGUCCAACAAAAUCAUGCCCGUGAGACGGAUCAUUAAAAAAAGGCAAAACCACCAACCAACCAGGAUGAUCAGAAUGGAGUGGCUGAAAUUCAAGAGGUCCAGCAACGCUGCGGAGAAGUUUGUCGUCGAAGAGGAUACCAAAAGUCUGCAAAAUGAGAACAGCAACAACAACUUCCAGGUGCCCCUUCCUCCUCCACCACCUGCUGCCCCAGCCCUACCUCCAGCCCCGGCACUCAAGACUAAUGUCUCUGAAUGGAGGGUCCCCACAGUAUCCGGAUCGCUGAGUCCGAAGCUUAUUAAAAAGAAGAAAGGUGCCGCGGUCUGCACAUCCCACAAUGCCCUGGUGUCGGAGCUCAAGCAGAGGUUUGAAAUGAGAAAUGCGGCAAGCCCUCACAUUUAGUGUCUCCUCCCCACAGCUUGCAUGUGGAGUGUGUCUUCUGUGUGCCAUUCCAGGUACAUGGUGUGAUUUUCUUAUUUUGCAUUUUGUACCAAUUCCCCAUCUCCCUGCAAGCUGAAAACGCUCAUUAUCUCUUCUCGGUGUUUCACAUCCAUUCGCCCGGAUCGCAUGCCGGUACAUAUCCUCUCGCCCGGUGCAAUUGUUUCACCUAUAACUUUAUGGUAAUACGUGGUGCACAUUUGUUACAAUGUUUUUAUACAGGUUCCCGCUGCAAAGUCUGCUUGCGUGUUUGUGUGCUGCAAUUUUCAGGAUGCCAAUUUGUUCUGUAUCUGGCCAAUGCUUUCCGGUGAUCUGUUUUAAAGUUCAGCUUGAAAUAUUGAAUGUUUUAAAAUAUCUCACGCCAGAGUCCUCAAGGAAUAGCCAAGUAAGCUUAACAAGCUGCCCCAUCUCCUAGCAUGCCACUCGCUGAAAUUCAGUAGCUCCAGGGUCCAGCUCAGAUGUUGAUUGACCUUUUAAAUUGUUCUGCCCCAGCCAUAACUCGGGCUUUACUUGGGCCGGAAUUUGACAGCAUUCCCAAUCAUAUAGGCAUCAAGCAUACAGAUUAACAUGUCCCAAUGUGUGGUGUGAAUGAUGCAAUUUGCCCUAACCUGUCCAAGAAAAUCUCUUGAAUGAGAAAGGAAGGAGGUGAGUGAUCAUGGCAGGAAGGUGACAGCCAAUAGCAUCAUUUUCCCAGCAAGGAUUGUGGUAUUUCUAGUUGCAAUCCAGUUUUUUCACCUUUGGGAAGGUGAGGGAGGAGGCAGUUCUCAGGACUGAAAUGAACACAGACAGCAAGGAGAGUUGUGUUUACCCUGAUUCUGCUCACAGGUGUGCAGUCAGGGGAUAUUCAUGUCAUCCCUAAUCACAGGUAACAUGAACAGUAUUGGGGCACAUGCAUUGAAUGACAAGUAAGGAUAGGUGGACAAAAAUUUAUAAGACGUAGAGAUCUGAGCCACUUCUGUCCAUAAAGCAAGCCGAUGAGUUAUACUGAAAACAGGGAUGUUUUCAUAACAUUCAGUAUUAUUGAGAGUCGACUCGUCUCUAUGUGAUAUGCCUCAUCGCAACAGACCAGUGACGUAAAACCUUUUAUGGAGGAGUGGAAAAACCAAGAGUUCUUUCUCUAUAAAAGGCAAAAUUGCUCCCUACAUUGCUGCAAAACAGUGCUUUACUGCUUUACGAGCAUCCUAACCACUGAAUGUUUAAAAUGCCAGUGUUUAUGGGAAUUUGAAGUUAAGGUGCUGCAGAGGGACAACCUGAACAUUCCCCUGGUGUUAAAUUACUACAAACGAGGCAGUUAAACGAGAAACAUGGUAUCAGAAGUGUUUGCCUUGGAGUGGAGCUGGGCAAAGAAAAGGCGUGAACAGGAGAAAGAAGAAAUCGCUUUCAGCCCUGCAUCAUUUUGAGAUGCAGCACAAUUUAGGUAAACUUCUGAGCUGAGGCCAUUUGAAGGAAUGUAGCAACAGCCCUUAAAAUUGUAUCAUGUGGAAUGGUAGUGCCAUACCCUUAUAAACAUGAUGUAAGGCUUUCAUCCCGCCAACCAAGGAAUAUAGGAGGGGGUUGUGUGUGUUUUCUUCCUGAAACCUCCUCCAUUUCACCCAUUGUGACUGGUCCACAGGUGAGCUGUGACACAGACAGACCUGUCCAGAUAGCCUGACCUUCCCCUGGCUCUAAUAGCCACAAUGUUGAAGCUGGGGGAAGCCUAACUCUAUCUGCAUCAUAUCUAGACUGGUUUGCUGGUCGCCCUAACUUGAUUCCUUACUAGUUCUAAGCAAGAGUUGCCAUCAAAGCAAUUCAUGGUGACUUCAUGGUGAAGGAGGCAAAGGCUGGUUCAACCAGACAUGGGGUUACCAACACAGUUCCAUUCCCCCCUCUAUAUUAUUGGGCUCCAAAUCCCAUCAGUCCUAGCCAGCAUGACCCUUCUUUGUGUGCCACCUCCAUGGGAGAUUUAGAGGGUGACAAUGCAAGAAUGGGCCUUUUCAGUGGCACCCCCUUUGCUUUCUCCAUUCCUCUGUUUUGGGCCCUUGAUCUGAAGGGUGGCAUU